CGCAAACUUAGUGGUCAGCUUUUUCAUUAAUUUUUCUGUGUCAUGAGUCCGAUACUGAUACGACACAAUAUAAAGUAGAAUAUAUAGUUUUUGUUGUGUUUUUAAGAAAAGAAGAUGAAGACUGGUAACAACAGAGGAAAGAGAUGGAAGUAGUCUCUGAUGGCUCAUAGACCUAUUUCGAGUCUUUCUCUCUCGCUUCCUACAUCUCCAUGGCUGAACAUGAUGAUGACGUUUUGCUUCCUCGUUUCUUCAAGGUGUUCCUAUCUGAAUCAGCUUCUGAAUCAUUUGCGAUUCCUUUGUCUUUCAUGGAACAUCUUGCUGAUCCAUUGCCAAAUACAGCCAAGCUCCAAGGCACUGGAGGAAGAGAUUGGACAGUGAACAUGACGAAAAUACGUGACGGUGUGUAUUUUACAGCUGGAUGGUCAAAGUUUGCACAGGACCAUGAACUUGUGGACGGAGAGUUCUUAACAUUUGUGUACGAUGGUCACCGAACCUUUGAAGUUAGUGUGUUUGGGCGCUUGGGUUGUAAAGAGACCAGAGCUGAAGUAGAAGCAAUUGCGGUUGAUGGUUCUAGUUCUGAUUCUGAUGGUUCUAGUUCUGAUUCUGAAGAAGAAAGAGAACUUUCAAUGGAUUUUUAUGGUGACACUAGCUUAGGUGAAGAUGAAGAAAUCAGCCAGAGUCUUUAUCCACUUGAGGACGAAGAGACUGAAUCUGAUUCAGCAGUUGUUGAAGGGAACUUAGACAUUGAAGCUCUAACCAAUCCACACUUUUCAACUACCCUCAAGAACAGGAUUUAUGAACUGUUGAUUCCAGCAAAUGUUGUGAAAGAAAAUAAGCUAACGUUUGGUGAUUCCGUCAAGUACAUUGAUGGAGAAGGGACCUUAGUAGGGCUUAGAGGCAAAUGGGCAGAUGAUAGGAUCUGUUUCAAAGGAUGGGACAGGAUUUGCAGAAGGAACAGACUUAAGAAACAUCAAGAUACUGUUGAAUGCGAGCUUCUUCAUGACCGAAACAAAGUUCAUUCCAUCAGAGUGCAUAUCAUGCGUGGAACUACUUGAUCCUCUCUUCACCAUCACCAUCAUCAUCAUCAUCAUCAUCAUCACCAGUUCACCAUCACCCCCAUUAUCAUCAGUACUAGCUUUGACAUGACUUGCUAUGACUUUUGUUUGUUUAGGAGUGUUCUUAUGAUUUUUCUUAUCUUAGUGGUACCUUCUUCAUCCCCAAGAAAACUUAUAAAUUUAUUGCUGUUUCUUGUUAUGUUUUGAAUGCUUGUUAUUAAUCCAUCUAUGGCG
Molecule: messenger RNA, 1289 nt
Organism: Capsella rubella
Lineage: Eukaryota; Viridiplantae; Streptophyta; Magnoliopsida; Brassicales; Brassicaceae
Product: B3 domain-containing protein REM20
Exons: 5
Coding region: 210-1055 (281 amino acids)
Molecular function (GO): DNA binding
Source: RefSeq, a predicted model, not a curated record